Molecule: messenger RNA, 1938 nt
Organism: Hippopotamus amphibius kiboko
Lineage: Eukaryota; Metazoa; Chordata; Mammalia; Artiodactyla; Hippopotamidae
Product: cationic amino acid transporter 3-like
Exons: 12
Coding region: 1-1938 (645 amino acids)
Biological process (GO): transmembrane transport; amino acid transport
Cellular component (GO): plasma membrane
Molecular function (GO): amino acid transmembrane transporter activity
Source: RefSeq, a predicted model, not a curated record
AUGGAGAACUUGCCCGAUAUCGUAGUCUCCACAACUAUGUCUAGGACGCUGCGUCAGUAUGUUCUCCAGUUUGGUCAGAAGCUGGUCCGCAGGCGGCCGCUGAAACCCAUAGAGGAGUCUGAGAGUCCCAAGGCCCCUGUGAACACCCUAGACCUGGUGGUCUUGGGUGUGGGCAGAAGCCUGGGAGCUGGUGUGUAUAUCGUGGCUGGUGCAGUGGCCAAGUACAUAGCUGGACCAGCGAUCGUCAUCUCACUCUUGGUGGCCGCUCUGUCUUCUCUGUUGUCUGGGCUCUGCUAUGCAGAGCUUGGAGCCCGGGUACGACGCUCUGGUUCUGUGUAUUUCUACAGCUAUGUCACCAUGGGACAACUGUGUGCCUUCAUCAUUGGCUGGAAUCUCAUACUGUCUUCAUUUAUUGCCACUUCCUUUGUGUCCAAAGCCUGGAGCUACGCCUUUGACAGCCUGAUUGGAAACCACAUCUCUCAGGCGUUACAGGGAACUUUCUCUGCGCAUAUGCCCGACUUCCUGGCCACGUUCCCAGACUUUGUUGCGCUGGGCCUGGUGCUGUUAAUGAUUGGAAUACUCGUUCUGGGAGCUCAAGUAUCAUCCCUGGUUAUCAAAGUGUUCACGAGCUUGAACGUUUUGGUUCCAAUCUUCAUGAUCAUCUCUGGCUUCAUUAAGGGGGAUCUGCACAACUGGCAGCUCACGGAGCAGGACUACACAUUGGCCACAUCUGGAUUCAAUGACGUCCAUAGGACUGGAGGCUUGGGUCCGCUGGGUUCUGGAGGGUUUGUGCCCUUUGGCUUUGAAGGGAUUCUCCACGGAGCAGCUCUAUGUCUCUACUCAUAUGUUGGUGUCGAUGCCAUUGUCACUACAGGGAAAGAAGCCCUGAAUCCUCAGCGAUCCAUCCCCUUGAGCAUGGUGAUCUCCAUCUUCAUCUGCGUUUUGAUUGAUUUUGGUCUCUCAGCAGCCCUCACCCUCAUGGUGCCCUACUACCAGAUUCAUCCUUACAACCCUUUGCCACAGGCUUUUCUCCACGUUGGGUGGGACCCUGCCAGAUAUGUCAUGGCUGUUGUCUUCCUGUGUGCUCUUUCAUACAGCCUCCUGGGUGCCAUGUUUUUCAUGUCUCAGUUGAUCUAUGAAAUGGCAGAAGAUGGGCUCCUUUUCCAGGGACUUGCUUGGAUCCAUGCUCGCACACGCACCCGCAUCGUGGCCAUCGUGGCUUCUGGAAGUCUUGCAGGGCUCGUGGCAUUACUCUUCAAGCUCCGAGAUACUGUGGAACUCCUGUUAAUCGGGGUCCUACUUGCUUACUUCCUGGUGGCUUUCUCUGUCCUUGUCCUCAGGUACCAGCCAGACCAGAAGUUAAGCAAGCAUGAGAAAACAAAGGAGGAAAUUGAGAUGGAGCCUUUAGUUGAAGGAAGUCCUUUAGAAUCUGUACCUGAAGCAGGAAACUCAAGGAUUCUAAAGAGUCUGUGCGACCCUAUCAACACCACUCCCACGCUGACGUCUGGCCAGAUUGUCUACGGAUGUGCCUCACUGCUUGUUCUCCUGCUGACCAUCCUGAGCCUGGUGCUGGCCCGGUGGCCCAGCCGCGUGUUCUCUGGAGACCCCGUGGCCACAACAGCGGCUGUGCUGCUGCUGCUGCUCAUCGUGGGGGUCACGGUCAUCAUUUGGAGGCAGCCCCAGAGCCCCGCUCCUCUUCCCUUCAAGGUCCCUGCUUUGCCUGUCCUCCCCCUGCUGAGCAUCUUUGUGAAUGUUUACCUGAUGAUGCAGAUGAUCUCUGGGACCUGGGCCCAAUUUGGCAUCUGGAAUGUGAUUGGAUUUGCCAUAUACUUUGGAUACGGGAUCCAACACAGCUUGGAGGAGAACAGUGACCAAGAGCCACCAGCCUCCACCUCCCAAAUGCUUGACAAAAACAUCCCUAGUGAUGAAUCACCUUAA